Molecule: messenger RNA, 9086 nt
Organism: Stegostoma tigrinum
Lineage: Eukaryota; Metazoa; Chordata; Chondrichthyes; Orectolobiformes; Stegostomatidae
Gene: ncor1
Product: nuclear receptor corepressor 1
Exons: 48
Coding region: 206-7606 (2466 amino acids)
Biological process (GO): negative regulation of transcription by RNA polymerase II
Molecular function (GO): nuclear thyroid hormone receptor binding; transcription corepressor activity
Source: RefSeq, a predicted model, not a curated record
GCGGUCGGAGUAGCAGCAAGAAGAAAAGGCAGCCCCGGAAGAGGCGGCGGCGGCACGGACGGGCUUUGAACCCGCGCUCCGCGCAAGAUGGCGGUGCGGGGUUAGAGCGCGCUCGGAGUGGAGCCCGGGCACAAGCGGCACUAUCCUGACUGGUUGUUCUUAGAAACAUGAUCAUAUGAUGGCUUGAUUCCCAGGAAACAUUUGAAUGACAGACUGCCCAAAAAUGUCAAGUUCAGGUUACCCCCAAGGUCAAGGUCCAUUUGGUGCAGAACCAAACCGAUACCCAACUCAUGCAAUUCAGUAUAGCUUCUCCAACAGCAGGCACCAGCAGGAAUUUGCAGUUCCAGAUUAUCGCCUUCAGGAUUCACAGCUCUUACAGCAGCAGCAUCAGCAGCUGCGUAGACGUCCAUCGCUGCUUUCGGAGUUCCAUCCAGCCUCUGAUAGGCCUCAAGAAAGGAGGAGUGGCUAUGAACAGUCAUACCAUAGCGUGGCUGGACAGCCCGAUCACGAAUCAUUGGAAUCCAAACGCCCACGACUUGAACAGGUACCUGAUCCCCACUUUCAGCGUGCUACAGUACUGCCCUUAGCUCACCCAGUACCAGAGGGGCUUCGAGCACCCACAGAGGUGAAAAAGGAGUCUUUUUCAAUGAAGGCUGAUGUUCCAUCAUCACCAACGACCAAUCAGCAGGUUGGAGACGAACAAGAUUCAUCUCCUUCCAAACUAUCCAAAGAGGAACUCAUCCAGAGUAUGGACCGUGUUGACCGAGAAAUAGCCAAAGUGGAACAGCAAAUCCUCAAACUGAAGAAAAAACAGCAACAGCUUGAAGAGGAAGCUGCCAAACCUCCAGAGCCUGAGAAACCAGUCUCCCCUCCUCCAGUGGAACCAAAACAUCGCAGUAUCGUCCAGAUUAUCUAUGAUGAAAACAGGCAGAAAAAAGCAGAAGAAGCUCACAAAAUACUUGAAGGUCUGGGUCCAAGAGUAGAAUUGCCACUUUACAACCAGCCAUCUGAUACGAAGAUUUACCAUGAAAACAUCAAAACGAACCAAGUAAUGCGGAAAAAACUGAUACUUUUUUUCAAGAGGAGAAACCAUGCUCGUAAACAGAGGGAACAGAAGAUCUGCCAGCGUUAUGACCAGCUGAUGGAGGUGUGGGAAAAAAAAGUUGAAAGAAUAGAAAACAACCCCCGGCGUAAGGCCAAGGAGAGCAAGACCAGGGAAUAUUAUGAGAAGCAGUUCCCUGAAAUCCGGAAGCAAAGAGAACAGCAGGAACGAUUUCAAAGAGUGGGACAGAGGGGAGCUGGGCUUCCAGCAACUAUAGCGAGGAGUGAGCAUGAGAUUUCAGAAAUUAUCGAUGGACUUUCUGAACAAGAGAAUAAUGAGAAGCAGAUGAGGCAACUUUCUGUGAUUCCUCCAAUGAUGUAUGACACAGAACAGCGAAGAGUGAAAUUCUUGAAUAUGAAUGGAGUAAUGGAUGAUCCCAUGAGAGUAUAUAAGGAACGGCAGUUCAUAAACGUCUGGUCUGAGCAUGAGAAGGAGAUCUUCAAAGAGAAGUUUGUUCAACACCCAAAAAACUUUGGCUUGAUAGCAUCUUACCUGGAAAGAAAGUGUGUAGCAGACUGUGUUUUGUAUUAUUAUUUGACAAAGAAAAAUGAGAACUACAAGAAUCUUGUGAGGAGGAACUACGGCCGCCGCAGAGGAAGGAAUACGCAACAAAUUUCUCGCCCCUCACAAGAAGAAAAAGAAACUGAAAAAGAAGAGGAAAAAGUUGAAAAAGUAGAGAGAGAAGAAAAGGACGAGAAGAAGGAAGAGGAGAAAGAUGAUAAAGAAGAACCUCAAAGGGAAACUAUCAAAGAAAAGGAUAAACCAGAUACUGCAGGAGAGGAACCUGAAGAAAAGGAACAGUCUGCUCCACGAGGGCGGAAAACUGCAAACAGUCAGGGGAGGCGGAAAGGCAGGAUCUUGCGAUCCAUGGCAAAAGAAGCCAUCAGUGAAGAGCCGCCCAAUCCACCUCCUCCACCUGAACUUGCUGUCACUGAACCUGUAGAGACAUCUCGUUGGACAGAGGAAGAAAUGGAAGUGGCCAAAAAAGGACUUGUGGAACAUGGGCGGAACUGGGCAGCCAUUGCAAAGAUGGUGGGCACCAAAAGUGAAGCACAGUGCAAGAAUUUCUACUUCAAUUACAAGAGGAGGCACAACCUGGACAUGCUACUUCAACAGCACAAACUUAGAGUGCAACAGAUGUCACGGAGAUCUCGUGAGGACCGGGAAGUGUCUCAAUGUGAAAGCAUUGCUUCAACUGUGUCCGCACAAGAAGAUGAGGACAAUGAAGUGUCCAAUGAGGAGGAAAAUCCAGAGGACAGUGAAGGAGCUGAGAACAGCUCAGAUACUGAAAGUGCACCUUCACCAUCACCUGUGGACACAGGCAAAUCAAGCAAAGAAAGUACAGAGACGAACAAAUUAACUGAAGAAGAGCUCAAUCCCACAAGCAAAAGUUCUCCAAUUAUUCCACCUGUCUCACCAGCUCCAGCUGCUGCUUCGCCUGAACUGCAAGUUAAACAAGAAAUGAACUUAGGCUUUGAGGAGUCAAUGGAGGGGCAGAGGGGGUCUGAUGCUGAAGCAAAGCCUGUGUUUGAGCCUCAGGUGAAGCCCAAAACUGAACCUGUGGACGUGGAUAUGAAACCAGAAGAAAAUCUGCAGGUUAAAGUAGAGGUUGAUGUCAAAGACAAACAGUUUGAGAAGGCCAGACAGCAGGAAACAGUGGCAUCAGAGCUACUUGAUCUACCGCAGCCUGGACCACAGGUGGAAUCUCACUCAGACAAUGAUUCAAGUGCAACGUGCAGUGCUGAUGAGGUGGAAGAUGGGGAACCUGAGAGGCAAAGAAUGUUUUCUCCGGAAUCGAAAUCGUCAUUGCUGAAACCUCUGGGCUCCGUGUUGAUGACUUCAGCCAUGAAACCAGUUCAGAUGGAUAUCCAGCAACUACAGCAGCGAGCAGCCAUGAUUCCCAAUAUGAUGGCUGCACCCUAUGUGCCUACCACUGCACCUGUAAGUGGCCUCGCCCUAUUUCAGCGACACAUCAAGGCUAUGCAUGAUUCCGCACUUCAGGAGGAGCAGAUGCGACAAAGGCAAGAACAUAUGGACGCUGAGCGCAGAAAUUCUUCCAGUCCCAACAUCAGCAGCAAGUCCUGUCCCGUCUUGGACAGAGAAGGUAAGCCAUUUGUUUACAUGCCAUAUCAUGAGGCACGGCGUGUGAUGGAGCAGGAAUCACAGACAGCAGGACCCAGAUCCGCAUCACCAUACAGGCUGUCCCCAAGGGAAUCCUGUAAACUUUCUCCACAGCCAGAGAUGAACAACUUGCGGUAUAGUGUGCCACCAGUUCUUCAGCCUGCUCCACAUCAAAUGAUGCAAACCACGUCUGAGGGAGGGAAGUUAGUGAUUACCAGACCGGCCAGACCAUCGAACAUUCCCUCCCCUCCCCCCCUCAUUCCUUCAACAAAACCACCACUGUCCACCGAGAAGUCAUCAUUCAACAUGGGAAGUUCUAUUUCACAGGUUUCUUCUGGCACAUACCUAGCCCCUCACAACCAAGUAGCUUACAGCCAAGAAGCUGUGAAAAACACAGUGGGCUCCAUCUCCCUUGGGUUGCCACGGCAACAGGAACCUGUGAAACCCGGUCCAUUACAGUUUAUUAAACAAGAGGAACUGUCUCCCAGAAGUCAGAAUCCCCAGCCAGAAGGAUUACUCUCCAGGGCUACUUAUGAGACAAAUGUGGUCAGAGGUGGUCCUAUGGGAAACAUGCAGGAAGCAAGUCUAACACGAAGCAGCCCAGCAAGCAAGGUUUCUGCAGAAACACCACCUUAUCGAGGUUCCAUCACUCAGGGCACUCCAGGCCUGUCACAACAGGGCAUUGCUGCAGACACAUUGUUGAAGGGUGCAAUCAGCAAAUUAGCUGCUGAAGAAUCAGGCAGCCCUGAGCAGUCCAGAGAAGAGGCAAUAUCAAAAGGCCAUGUCAUCUAUGAAAGUAAUAGUGGCCACAUCCUGUCAUAUGACACUAUAAAAAACAUACGAGAAGGAACCAGGAGUCCCAGAACAGGCCACGAUGUCCAUGGGGUCAAGCGGACCUAUGACCUAAUGGAAAGCGGAUUAAGUCGAGUCCCAGUGCGUGAAUCCUCAGUAUCUGCACCUUAUGAAGGUCUCAUCAGUCGUGCAAGGGAAAGCCCACAUUUAGCAGAAUCUAAAGAUAGGUCUGUUCCAUCAGGAUCAAUAAUGCAGGGUACACCAAGAUCAUCCAGUGAGACCUUUGAAGAAAGCAUGAAGUAUGGUAAACAGAUCAAACGGGAAAGCCCACCACUGCGAACCUUCGAAGGGUCCAUCACAAAAGGCAAACCUUACGAGGGAGUCACUACCAUUAAAGAGAUGGGUCGCUCAAUCCAUGAAAUUCCAAGACAAGAAAAUCGCAAAACCCCAGAAAUUGUACAGAGCAGCAGAUCAAUUGUGGAAGGAUCUAUAUCUCAGGGAACCCCGGUGAAGCAUGAAAGCCAAUCUACCAUUAAGCAUGAUGUAAAGUCUCUGAUCACAGCCUCCGGCAAGCACCCGCAUCCCAUGCACCAGCUGGAGAUGAUCUCGGAGGGUGUGAAGGUCGUGGAAAGGAAGUAUGAAGACAUGAAACCUGCUGAUCAGCUACGAGGACGUCAUAGCGCAGUGGUCAGCUCUGGGACCUCUGUGCUCAGGUCAACAAUGCAUGAAGCUUCUAAAUCUCAGCUGAGUCCGGGCCUCUAUGAAGAUCCCAAUGCAAGGAGAACACCAUUAGGAUAUCCUGGCUUCAUUCCUAGGGGCCCACCAAUUGUCAGCAGACCACAAGAAGGUGUCAUGACUUCAGGGAAGUCCAGUGGACAUGAAAGGAAGACUACUCUGGUCCCAACACAGAGAGACAGCAUGUCUGUGAAGUCCCCUGUCUCUGUGGUGGACCCAUCAGCAACUCUCGGUCCUUAUGAUUCUCUCCAUGGGCGAGGGAAUCCUGAAUAUAGAAGUCAUGUUCCUCAUCACUUCGAGCAGACAAUGGCUUUUCAUCGAGCUUUAGACCCAGCUUACCUGUUUUCCCGGCAGCUUCCUCCAAAUCCUAGUUACUCUAGUCACUAUCAGCUGUAUGCAAUGGAGAAUACCCGACAGACCAUCCUCAAUGACUAUAUCACUUCUCAGCAGAUGCAAGUUAUCACCAAACCAGACGGCACCAGAGGAAUGUCACCACGAGAAACUUUAGGCGUUCCCUAUGCUGCCGGAUCCAGAGCAAUCAUCGAAUUGGGACCAGUGUCACACACCAUACUCGUGCCAGGUGGAAGCAGCACUCCUCCUAUGGAGAGAAUAACCUAUAUCCCAGGGAACCAAGCCCCUUACCCUGGCAGAUACAACCACUCUCCUAUAUCACCAGGUCACCCUACACAUAUGUCUGCCAGCGCAGCUACUGCAGAGCGUGAAAGGGAAAAAGAGCGAGAGAGAGAACGGGAGCAGAGGGAACGGGAACGGGAACAAAGAGAACGGGAGAGAUUAGCUGUGACAACUUGUGACCUGUCUUACCUUAGAGCAGGUCCUGAACAGACCAGUAGGCCAAGUAGCCAUGGAUAUGUCCGUUCUCCAUCGCCAUCGGUACGAACGCAGGAGACCAUCUUACAGCAACGACCCAGUAUAUUUCAAGGAGCCAAUGGCAAAGGGGUUAUAACUUCAUUGGAUGCAGCUACGCAGUCUCGGAUAAUGCAGGUACCACAGGGAGCCCUGUCCAUGGCACAGGGAUUGUCAGCAUCCCGCUACAACACUGCAGCGGAUGCCCUUGCAGCACUGGUGGAUGCUGCAGCCUCUGCACCUCAGAUCGAGAUGACUAAGGGGAAAGAGAACAAACAUGAAGCCCCCCGAGUGGAAGAAAUGACCGCUCGCAGAGUUUCUGAGCAGCAGCAGAACAUUCAUCACCAGACACAGCAACAGCCACAAAGUGAACAUGAGCGACGGUCAGUACAGUCACCAUAUUCAUCCACAGCCAAGGGUCAGGGUCAGUCCAGCUAUCCAGAGAACAUUAAGGACAAAGCACCACCUCCCAAAUCUAGGUAUGAAGAGGAACUCCGGACUCGAGGCAAAACCACAAUAACAGCAGCAAAUUUUAUAGAUGUGAUCAUCACCAGACAGAUUGCCUCUGAUAAAGACAGCCGUGAGCGAGGAUCUCACAGCUCAGACUCCUCCAGUAGUGUGUCUUCCCAUCGCUAUGACAUGCCCAGUGUGGAUGCGAUUGAGGUAAUCAGUCCUGCAAACUCACCUGUCCAGUCACAGGAGAAGGCUGAGCCUGUCCAGCCUGAGGCACACAAAUCUUCCCAGGGAGAUGGUGACCCUAAUACCCGAGGGUUUGAUGUGCCCAUGAGUCGUUAUAGGAUGAUGCAGAAGUCACCGUCUCCACAGCAGCAGACACCAUCUUCCCAGCCUGACAGCGUGUAUUCCUCUGUUCUUAACCCUCAAGUUUCCAAAACACACAAAUUGAUCACUCUCGCUGAUCACAUCCACCACAUUAUUACACAGGACUUUGCCCGAAACCAACCGAACAGCCCGUCAUCACAGCAGCCUCCAGUGUCUACAUUCCAAACAUCUCCAGUGCUCUCUAACCGAGGGAAGAGUUCCACUCAUUAUGGCACAGACUCUCAGUCACAGACCACUCAAACAGCUCUUCUUCAGAGACCACCAUCCAGAGUCUCUCCUGAAAAUCCAACAGAAAAGGGCAGAGGAAGGCCUGGGAAAUCCCCAGAACGAAGCCACGUUUCAUCAGAACCAUAUGAGCCCAUCUCACCUCCCCAAGCUCCUGCCAAUCUGGAGAAGCAAGAGAGUGUAGUGCAACCUCCUCAGCGAAGAGAGGCAGAGCCUGCUGAACAGAGGCUGCCCCCAAGUAAUGAAUGGCUCCCGAUGCCUUUGCUUGUCCGAAGAGGUCGUGCCCCAGAUUCUGCUACAAGGAGUGAGGCACGAUCUCCAGGGAAUGUGGGCUAUUUGCCAGCAUUCUUCACUAAGCUGGAGAAUACUUCGCCAAUGGUGAAAUCGAAGAAGCAGGAGAUAUUUCGUAAGUUGAACUCCUCUGGUGGCGGGGAUUCUGACAUUGCUAAUGCUCAGCCUGGGACCGAGAUAUUUAACUUGCCUGCUGUCACAUCAUCAGGUGUGGUUUCGUACAAAAAAGGUUCAGUCAGUUCUCGGAGUCAUUCCUUUGCAGAUCCAGCCAGUAACCUUGGCCUUGAGGACAUUAUCAGAAAAGCCUUAAUGGGAAAAUAUGACGAUAAAGGAGAAGAUCACCAAGUUGUGCUGUCCCACUCUGUAAGUGCAUCACAGGGCAACAUGAGCUCAUCGAUCCCUGUGUCCAGCGAUGCUCGGAAUGAGGAAGCCAAUCCAUCACCUCCAUCAGGCUCAACUGCGUUCCCUUAUAACCCGCUGACAAUGCGCAUGAUGAGCGUAGCACCAACUUCAAUCGCCUGUGCACCACCAGCCAUGGGUCAAGCCAGCUCACAUCCUCCAGCCAGGACGUGGGACCGCGAGCCAGCUCCCUUACUCUCCUCCCAAUAUGAGACAUUAUCAGAUAGUGAUGACUGAAUACGCUACCCUGGCUACGGUUUUAGUAGUUGUUUCAGGCCUGCAGACCACAGACAAGAGACUCUCCUCGAGCCCAGCUCGCCGAGUGCUGAAGUAAUGGAGGGUUUGCUCACAUAGGCAAAUGCAAAGCAGUGUUAAGUCCUCAGAUGAGCAGAUGCUGGGUGGAGAAGAAAUCGUGAUCACAGAUGCUCAUGUAGAAUUCACAAUGAAAGACACUUCCUGCUCUUCAUUUGUUUGUUUAAAAACUGUCUUUAAAUCAUUCUUGUGUAAUAUAGAAUACUGUACCAUUGUAUCAUGCUACCAAUCUUACAUUUUAAAAGAUCUUGAAAUGGUGAAUUGACUGUUGUAAACACAGGAAUUUCUCACCAGUGAGGUGAGCCCGAGUGACUGGUAUUCCAUAUUCGUUGUAAAUUAAGUUCCAUUUUGUCUUUAAUUAUUUAGCAGCAGUGCUAAGAUAUUAAUGCAUGGAUGUAUUAUGAUUCAUUGUAAUACAAAAGAAUUGAAGGGAGUAUAUAACCUGGUGUAUGUGGGCUCAGGAAGGGGCCUAACCCCAGUUACUGUGCACAACAAUCGCCCAAAGGGAAUGCGUUUUGCCUCCACCUCAUGCUUUUCCCUUAAUUAUUUCAGUCAUCUCUCCAACAAAACAAAAUACUAUUUUAAAGUUUUGGGAAAUGUAAGCAGGCCUUCAUGUUGCUUCCACAAGUUAUUGUGAGAAAGGAGUGAAGGAAUCUCUAAUUUCUGAGAAUGUUUAGUAAUUACAUUGAACAUAGAUAUCCAACAUAGAGAAUAACAAAGUUCUCAGUCACUGGUGUUCUGUUGUCAUGCAGUCUUGACACGAGUGGCCUGCAGGAGUCUGAGCUUCUGCUGUAUUCACAGAACAUUGUGGGGUUUCAGUGUCAGAUUCCUGCAGUAUGGGAAUAUGUUCCGUAACUGCAGAACUGCAUGUGAACAUCAAAAUAGAUAGGCAGUAAAAAUCUGAAUGGAGGAAUUGGUAAGAGUUUGCAUAACUAAUUCCAAACAUUACUGAGAUUGCUGCUGUGGUUGGCUACAGAUUAUUGGUCCCAGUGGAAUAAAUGCACUUAAUUCAGCUUUAAAUCCUUUGACUGUAGGGUGUGCAGCUUUUGAAAUGCAUGUUUAAUUUCUUUCUUGAUUCCCAAAAAACCCUGUAAAUUCUUUUGAUGCUGAAUGUUACACAGUAGAAAUUGAGGCAGCUCCACAAAUGAUUCCUUGGAAUGGAAUUAUAUCAUCACGUUAUUUUCCUUUAUCUAGGCCUGCGGACAGCCCUCAAAGCACGACACUUGCCUCCAGCAGAAUUCUUAUCUCAUUGCUGCACUGUUUGUUGUAACUGCAGUCCCCCUUCCUGCCAAAUAGCCACUCCAGGCUAACCUCUACCUUUUAAAAUAGCUCGCCAUUCCAAAACCACAACACAUUCAUGUAAAUGUUUAUUGAACUAAAAUAAAGAUGACAUCUGAUUUCAGUC